Molecule: messenger RNA, 951 nt
Organism: Momordica charantia (bitter melon)
Lineage: Eukaryota; Viridiplantae; Streptophyta; Magnoliopsida; Cucurbitales; Cucurbitaceae
Product: glucuronoxylan 4-O-methyltransferase-like protein (DUF579)
Biological process (GO): xylan biosynthetic process
Source: RefSeq, a predicted model, not a curated record
AUGCCUCCAGAUUUAGCGGAUUGCCACCCACUUGUGUCAUCGGAAUCCUUGUUUUCUCCCCCCUCUGUCCCAUCCUUACAGCAGCCAUACCCAUCAUUAAGCUUGAAAAACAGUAGAGGAAGCAAAAGCAUGAAUUUUACAAGAAAAAAGAUCAUACCUGUUCUCGUGUUGGUUCUGUCUAGUCUCUCCAUUCUCAGACUUGUUAGGAUUGCACUUACCACCUCUUCUACUUCUUCACUUCUAGCAAUUGCAUUGCCUCCAAAGCUUCAACGCCCAAUAUUUGGGUUCUCAAUAAACCAAAGUAGAGCCUCUGCUAAUGAAGUCGCCAUUUCAGAGAAGGAAUUCAAGCUUCUUUCAAAUCUGAUUGCCAAAAAGGCACCCUGCAAUCUCCUUGUCUUUGGGCUGGAAUCACAGUACCUUAACCUCUCGGCAAUCAAUGAUGGUGGUAAGAAUGUUUUUCUAGAGGACGAUCCCUACAAGCUGAGCACAUUCAAAAUCAGCUCAAAUCACACACGAAUCUACAAAGUUGAUUACAAGCAUCCCGCAGAAAAAGCUUACAAGUUGUUAAAGCAUGCAAGACAAAAUAAAGCAUGUGCCCCGAACUCGGGGCUCAAGAAUUUAUCCAAGUGCCAACUAGCCUUGACAGAUCUUCCCAGAGAAGUUUAUGAAGUCAAAUGGGAUGUGGUGGUUGUAGAUGGACCAAUAGGAGAUGCCCCUCAGGCACCAGGAAGAAUGGCAACAAUUUACAGUGCUGCUAUCAUAGCAAGAGAGGGGAACACCACUGAUGUAGUUAUACACGAUAUAGAUCGUAUGAUCGAGAAGUGGUAUUCUUGGGAGUUCCUUUGUGAUGAAAACUUGAUUUCCUCCAGAGGGAAACUCUGGAUUUUCAGGAUUAGAAAUGAGAUAAAUUCUACUAGAUUCUGCCCUGACAAAGGCAUUAUGAUCCAGUAA